Messenger RNA from Salvelinus sp. IW2-2015, 1451 nucleotides. It is a transcript of the gene faim2a, whose product is annotated as Fas apoptotic inhibitory molecule 2a. The record is from RefSeq and is a predicted model, not a curated record. NCBI's taxonomy places the organism in Eukaryota, Metazoa, Chordata, Actinopteri, Salmoniformes, Salmonidae. Gene Ontology annotation, biological process: negative regulation of apoptotic signaling pathway. Gene Ontology annotation, cellular component: Golgi apparatus; endoplasmic reticulum.
AGACUUUCCGACCUGAAGAUCACGGACGUCAUGAUUUGACCUCUUAUUUAUUUUUUUUCAAAGCUCCCAGUUGUCAUGAACGCACCAAUUUCUACCAAAGGAUUUUAGAAUUUGUGCGCUGUCUCUCAUUGCUAGCUGUCAGGUAACCAUGACAACGGACGCAGCGACAGGGUCAAAGUUGAUUUAAAAAAAAUCUGUCUGUGAAACAGACAGGUCUAUAGACAUUCUACCGGAGUAUAAAUUAAAUGUAGUUUUGACUAGCGACACUUGUCGCAUUCAAAUUGUCUACAGACAUGUCGAUAGACAAAGUCUAAACCAGCCUUUAGGGUAGGGACGUCUCAAGGAUCCCGGAUUGCAUUAAGCUUUCUAUGCGCGUUAUUAUUUGGGUCAUUGAGCGAUUGGCAACUGUGUAACAGCUUUUCCCCACACAGACUGCCUCACCUCACCCAUGAGUCUACCGGCCGCCCCGCCCAGUUACGCUGAAGCCAUGGCAGGGGACAAGGAGCAGACGUACGGUGGAGUGAUGGUUGCAAUGCCCCCCUACAGUGACAACCUGCCCCCCAUGCCCCCUCCAUCGGUGCCCAUCCACACCAGCUGGGCCUACGUGCACCCCAGUCCCAGCCCGGGCUACACCAACCCCUACACUUCCGACAUGUCCUCUCCCUUCUCCGACCCCAGCACCAGCGACAGCUUGGAUGGAAGCAACUGGGAGGACAAGAAUAUCCGACGCAUGUUCAUUCGCAAGGUUUUCUCCAUCCUCAUGGUCCAACUGUUGGUGACCUUUGGUAUCGUGGCUCUCUUCACAUUUUGUGAACCAGUCCGGCAGUUUGUGCAGUACAAUCGAAUCCUCUACCUUGCCUCAUACAUCACCUUCAUGGGGGCAUACCUGGUGCUAGUGUGCAGCACAAGUGCCCGGCGACAGUAUCCCACCAACCUCAUUCUCUUGGGGAUAUUUACUUUGGCAAUGUCUUACAUGGCAGGAAUGCUGGCUAGCUACCACAACACUAAAGUGGUGAUGCUGUGUGUGGGCAUCACCGCCAUGGUGUGUCUGUUCAUCACGCUCUUCUGUUUCCAGACCAAGGUUGAUUUUACGUCGUGUCACGGUCUGCUCUUCUCUCUCAUGAUGGUGCUGAUGGUGACGGGACUGCUGCUCCUCUUCACCGCACCCUUCGGAUAUAUACCUUGGUUGCAGACAGCGUAUGCUGGACUGGGUGCCCUUGUCUUCACGUUGUUCUUGGCCUUUGACGUGCAGCUGCUGAUGGGCAACCGGAGGUACUCCCUGAGUCCGGAGGAGCACGUGUUCGGAGCGAUGUGUCUUUACAUGGAUGUGGUCUACAUCUUCUUCUUCCUCCUACAGCUGUUUGGGAGUCAGGAGUGAAGUCACACCACCUUGUAGUCACGUUCAAUAGCCCCCCCCCCCACCCCCCCCUCGCUGAGUUUACUUUAUUGGG